Rhinolophus ferrumequinum (greater horseshoe bat) is the source of this 890-nucleotide messenger RNA. RefSeq names its product testis, prostate and placenta expressed (gene SPMIP8). NCBI's taxonomy places the organism in Eukaryota, Metazoa, Chordata, Mammalia, Chiroptera, Rhinolophidae. The record is from RefSeq and is a predicted model, not a curated record.
AUGGGCAUUGUCUAUGCGGAAUGUUCCUUUAUCCUCCUACUGUCUCAUAAGGCACUGGGGCCUGGCCCAUCUCCAUGCCUCUUCUCCUCACAGAGCAGUCGGAGAGCAGAAAAUCCUUAUAAGCCGGUGCACCUGGGGCUUCCCCUUCUUACUCUCUGCUCCCCAGCCAUGGCCCGCAUCAUCGACCUGGUGCCCUGGGAUGACGGCUCCACCCACGUGUACGCGUGCCCAGCCAUGCUGCUCCCGAUGGAACGGCCACGCAACCAGUUGGCCAGCGUGAAGCAGCAGCUCUACCACCCAGCCCUGCCCAGCCUGCGUCGCAUGGACAUGGAUUCUGUCAGGGCCUGCUUGUCGGACGAGCACUGCCAGUCCACAACCUACUGCUGCAAAGAUGACUUUGACAACGCUUACUUCACACUCCUCGGCAUUCCCAACAAACCCCUGCAGUGCUUAGAUGUCACCGCGACGGGCCGGAGGCUCCACGACAGGUGCCGCCAGGGAAAGCUGGCGUCCAUCGCGCCAGGCAUCAGCCGGGUCGACUGGCCCUGCUUCACGCGCGCCAUCGAAGACUGGUCCCAUUUCGUGUCCUCGGCCGGCGAGUUCAAGCUGCCCUGCCCGAGCAAGAGAGUUGAGAGUUUCAGCGGCUACGCGGUGCGACACUUGAAGCCCGAGGUGACCCAGAACUGGCGGUACUGUCUUAACCAGAACCCCAGCCUGAACCGGUAUGGACAGCAGCCACUGCCUUUCGAUUCCCUGAACACUUUCCGACACUUCGGCUCGCACUACAGUCGCGUCCACUACCUGACCCCCUGGUAUUAAUCUGUGAAAAGGAGGCUGCCAGCCCAUGCCACCUCAGGUUCCACAUCAGGACAGGGUGUGGACAAUGGCAC